AUGCGUUAUACAUCUGCAGUGCUACGACCGGAAAGGGCGGUGGUAUGGAGUGCCGUCGCCUCAGGCAGGGCAGGGCGGAAUUAUGACCGGGGUGCAUUAGAAUAUGGCUCACGGCAUCCCCAAGACUCCACGCCGCCGAUGAUGAACAUCAACACUGUGAAGUCAGAUAAUGGUCAUUGGCUGCGAAGUGGAGGUGGUGGAGGUGGUGGAGGUGGUGGAAGUGGAAUCCUUACACUACGCCUCUGCAGUCUGCACCCGGGCCUCGACUCCACCGCCGCCAUUUCAAUAGACCGUCCGACCGCCGCGCACGAAAGCAAUCCUUCUCUGAUCGCCCGUUGCAUCGUGCUGGCCUGCAAAGUCAUUUCCAUUAAAGAGCGGAAGAGGAAUACGAGAUACCAAGAGAAGAGCAAAAGUCCAGGGCGGGAACUAAGCUAUAUUACGCGUUCAUGCACUGCUCUGCAUUUUCCGUCGCACAUAUGUUCCCUGCUGGCCUACAUCGACUCUGAACUCCGACGUGGAUAUGCUUGCUCCUGGAAGCUCAGCUACCUCAGACUACUCUAUGCAUACCAUCUGGGUAUUCGAGGCGAAGAAAUAUACCGAGGCCUGGGUCUCGUCGCACUAGCCAUUGCCAAUGUACGACCUGUCCGAAGGCUUAGGCCCAAUGAGGCAGCAGGAUAUGCUCGAUCGAUGUCUUUGUCCACCUCGUUGGAACAUGUGGUCAUUAACAACAUUCCGGAUUUGGCAAUAGAACUAAUAGUCCAUUCCGAAAGUCAACUCACCAUCUUCCGCAUGGCUCGAAAACAUCCGGGCUGGAAAGUCUACCUGCAGUAUGCGCUCCUGGCUCGGGGGGUCGAGCCUGGAGUAGAAGAUGAUUGUAAGCUUAUCAGAUACAUCACAGUAGAUCCAAAGCUGAUGGCCACGAACAGAUCGCAAACGAAUCGAAAAAGCGCUCUAUCGCGAGACACCCUCGUGAAUUUGAUCCAAUCUAUUGACACAGUAGAAAAGGAAUGUCGGGCAAAGGCUUCUGCGGUAGGGGCCCAUGCAGGUGCUGGAGAAUUGAAUAAAUCUAGGCCCGACAUCGACUUACUAGAGAGCUACAAGACUUUGAUACUCGCUGCAAAUGGCGUCAUAGAGCAAUACCUUGUCGCACUGACAUCGAUGCUCGAGGAAGAACGCCGACAUAAUUUCAGCGAUGGGUAUCGAUCACUGAAUUUCCUGGAAGAGCGGAUUAAUGUUUGGAAAUCAAAUUUGGAAGGUGACAGGCAGAAUAUCAAGACCCUCUCAGAGGUGCUGGCAAAGGCCAAGACCAGAGCAGAUCUUGAAGAGACCUUUCUGGAUGACAGGCUAAAUGGCCAAUGGCGCGGCGCUAUGGAAUUUGGUGAUGGCGCAAAUCUGGCUGGUCUAUGGGUGAAAGUUGACGAGAAUGAUACUAUAGUCAAUGUAAGUCCCCUCCAAUCAGACUAUCAUCGUAAUCCGGCGUUUGAACUGAUCGUUACACGAAGCAUAUCGUUCGCAAAUAAGUUCUAUCAACGAGAUACCCUUAACGGAACACCUCUGGAGGCCUAUUUCGCAAACAAAUGUGCGGCUGUGUCGAAUCGUCACUUUGCCCGCGUAGGCUCAUGGCAUCUCGAUAGAGUCAAAUACAUCUUGACUCUAUACUCGCCAUUUUGUGCAAAUGGAGAUUUAAAGGGCAUGAUCGUCAAGAGCGUCACAUCAGAUACGCCUCUUCCGGAACCUGUGACACUGACCACUGACGAUUCCUGUGCUGCAGUUCUUAAGCAUGCAUCAUUAUGCGAGAUGGAUCCCCAGGCCAAGGACUCGUGCCCAACUGCCUGGAAACAUUUUCAUGGACCCGCCCGGCGAACGUUUCCCAGCAUAUCCCACUCUGAAACUGGUAUGUUAGGUAGCCUGGCCAUGGCUGAUUUCGGCCUCGCAAUUGAAACCUUCGAAGGCGAUCCCAACAAUCCUUCAAAUUACAAUAAAGGCGCAGGCUCCAAGCCUUUCGCCUCUCCCGAACAGUUCAACAAGAAACAGCGAAUCGACCUGAGCGGAAGUCCCAACGUAGCACUUGCAGAACCUCGACUUUGGGAGUGGACCAAUGUAUACUCAGUCAGUCUGAUCAAUGUUCAAACUAACACGUCCCCAGCCAUCGGCGUUGUCAUGUACCAGAUGUAUCACAACUGGAUCCUCCACCGAGCCGAGCAAAAAUUCCUCGUUCCGGAUGAAUCGCAGUGGGAUAUGAUCAACGACGCCGUGCCGCGUAGCCCCAACCUCGCAAAUCUGAUCUCGCGCUGUAUCGAGACGAAUCCCGAGAACAGAAUUUCUUUGGACGAGUUGUAUGAAGGGGUUAGAAAUUUGGAACCACAGGGGCAGCCGGCCAUGGCGCAAUAUUUGCAGGAGGGGUUGAAUGGAUCUCAGCCUGAGAAUGAGGAAUUUGAUGUGACGUUUGGAAGCCCGGUGAAGUAUGCGAUUGGUAUGGCGUAUAGGGAGGAAAGUGGGUUUGAGUCGAGCGAUAUGAUGAGUGAUGUGCAAGAAGAAGAUGGUCUAUCAGCCGGUGCUCUCAAGGUAUGCGAUUUCUCCUGUGGAGGAAUCGAAAUAAGGGAUUGGCUCAUUGGCGGCAUCGAUCGAUGGUCACCGACACAUCGCCAAACCACAGUUGCCUCCGCCUACAAUAAGCCACGUGAUUGUCUUGACCGGUCAUCUUGA
Molecule: messenger RNA, 2706 nt
Organism: Pseudocercospora fijiensis CIRAD86
Lineage: Eukaryota; Fungi; Ascomycota; Dothideomycetes; Mycosphaerellales; Mycosphaerellaceae
Exons: 21
Coding region: 1-2706 (901 amino acids)
Biological process (GO): protein phosphorylation
Molecular function (GO): protein kinase activity; ATP binding
Source: RefSeq, a predicted model, not a curated record